Paramecium pentaurelia is the source of this 1482-nucleotide messenger RNA. The record is from the annotation of a GenBank genome assembly. Lineage: Eukaryota; Ciliophora; Oligohymenophorea; Peniculida; Parameciidae.
AUGUUAUAUAGUCAAUAAUUGAAAAAUAAGGCUUAAGCAAUUAUUUCUAAUACAAAUUUAGGAUGGCAACAAACAGGAAUAAUAUGUGAUUGUCUUUAAGAUAGAUAUGAGAUAGAGAUGAAGUAUUCAAAAGCAAUUGAAAAAUUGGCAACAAAAUUGGCUCCACUUAAUGAAUUUUUUAGUGCAUCUUUUGGAAUCAGAGCAUAAUUAUCAUCAUAAUUUGCUGAAGAAAUAAAGGGAGAAAUAGAGUUAAUAAAAUAGUUAUUAGUUUAAUAGAAAGCAACUUAAUACAUAGAAUUUGUAAAGUUAUGGGAUAGCUAAUUAUAAUCAAUUAAGUCAAAUGUAAAAUCAGCUGAAGGAUAUUUAAAGAAUAAAAAAAGAGAAUAUGAAAUUGAAGGUGCAUUAGAACUUGUAUUUUCUGCUUGUUAACCAGAGAAACUUGAAAAAUAAAAAUAUAAGUAUAAUUAGGUUCAAUAUGUUUAGAGCUGCUUAAUGUAAGAAAGAAUAUCUAUUAGCAAAGGAGAACUAUUUAGAAGUAAAAUUAGAAAUGUAACAAAUUUUGAAUGAAUAAGAAGCAGAAACAACAUUAGAUUAAAUCUAAUAAUUAAAUUUAUAGAGACUCAAUACAAUUAAGGAUUGUAUUCUAAAAGUGUUUGUAUAUGAGUCCUCUAUUGCCAAGAAUUAUUUAUAUGAUUUAGAAAAGAUGUCUGAUGUAAUUUAAUAAAUUAUAAUUUAAGAGACUACAUGAUUAAGAUUAAAAUUAAUUUAUUGAGGAAUUCAUUAAAAAGACAAAAUAAUAAGAAACUUAUAAUAUAGAAUUAGAAUCUUUUCUUACUAAAUUACUGGAUAUGUAAGGUUAAUAAUAAAUAAAUACAACUAAUAUUUAUCCUAUUGGACUUGAUAAAACAGAAGAAUAAAUUUAAUAAGAAACAAAAGAAAUAUAAGAGUCAUUAUAAAAAUAAGAAGAAUUUUUAAAUUUCUUAUCAUAAAAGUUUCAUUCAAAUACAUUUUAAUUAACUCAAUAAGAAUUUAUUUAAUGUACAAAUAUUUCUAAUGGAAUUUUGGAUUAUGUAAUUAUAUUAGUUAGUAAAUAAAGUGUUAUGAAAAUAAGAAUGCCAUAUUGGCUUAAUAGUUACUCCAAUAUAGUUUUGGAUUAUUUACUAAAGAUAAUUAAACAAAGUAUAUGUAGAACAUGCUAGUGAAUCAUUAAAUUUGGUAAUAUCGUGAUUAUUGGGAAUCUGUUAUUAUAAAUUAAAUAUCUAAGAUAAAAAAGGGAACAAAAGAAAAUAUCAACUGUAGUAUUUUAAGUAUUCUUACUUAAGUUGCAUAACAUAUGUUAAUGUUCAAACUAUUGCCAGAUUUAGUCAGGGAUAUAGUUUAAAAAUUUUCUUAAUUUUUUAAAUUGAACAAGGAAAUAGCAGAUGAUCUAAUUGUAAAAUAUUAAUUAAUACAAUAUAGUAAGCAAUAAACAGCUAAAUUUGA